Molecule: messenger RNA, 1329 nt
Organism: Bufo gargarizans (Asiatic toad)
Lineage: Eukaryota; Metazoa; Chordata; Amphibia; Anura; Bufonidae
Product: protein spinster homolog 1-like
Exons: 13
Coding region: 16-1329 (437 amino acids)
Biological process (GO): transmembrane transport
Cellular component (GO): membrane
Molecular function (GO): transmembrane transporter activity
Source: RefSeq, a predicted model, not a curated record
AAUCUCACCAACUACAUGGAUCGCUUCAGUGCAGCAGGGGUGCUCCAAAACCUGCAAGAUGCAUUUCACAUGAAGGACAGUGGACCGGGCUUGUUGCACGCAGUAUUCGCCACCAGCUAUAUGCGGUGUUCUUUAGCCUUUGGAUACAUCGGUGAUCGCUGGAACAGGAAAUACAUUAUGUGUGCAGGGAUCUCCUUCUGGUCCAUCAUGAUCUUGUGCAGUUCCUUCAUCCCCAACGAUUAUUUCCUACCUCUUUUGCUGAUAAAAGGACUAAUUGGAUCCGGAGAAGCAAGUUUUUCCACAAUCGCCCCGUCUAUAAUUGCUGAUCUCUUUGUGGCAGAACAGCGCAGCCACAUGCUUGCCAUAUUCUACUUUGUUGUGCCCGUUGGCUGCGGUCUUGGAUACAUCGUUGGGUCUAAAGUGACAAGUGCUGCAGGUGGUGACUGGCACUGGGCUUUCCGAGUCACCCCUGGUCUGGGCCUUCUCGGAGUCCUGCUGAUGGUCUUCUUUCUAAAGGAACCUCCCAGAGGAGCUACAGACAGGAAGAAAAAACUCAAGUUACCGAGCUCCAAUAGCUGGAUGUCUGAUGUGAAGAAGCUGUUCAGAAAUCCAAGCUUUAUGUUUUCUACACUUGGGAUUACGGCUGUAACAUUUGUCGUCAGUGCACUUGGCCUCUGGGGCCCUUCUUUUUUAGAGCGUGCACGAAAUGUCUUGCAUGAGAAGGAGCCAUGUCAGACUGCGGUGUGCACAAAUGAUGACAGUCUGAUUUUUGGUGCGAUUACAGUCCUCUCGGGCAUUCUUGGAGUUGUAGCAGGAGUGGAAAUAAGCAAAAGAUACAAGAAAGUCAACCCCCGUGCCGAUCCCAUCGUUUGUGCAUGUGGAAUGCUGAUCUCCGCCCCCUUCCUGUUCUUGGCUCACGUUUUUGGAACUAUCAGCCUUGUGGCCACUUAUGUCUUUAUUUUCAUCGCAGGAACAUUACUAGCCUUCAACUGGGCCAUCGUGACUAUUAUCCUCCUGUAUGUGGUGCCUCCCACAAGACGAGCUACAGCCCAGUCCAUGCAGAUUGCAGUGUCCAACCUGCUGGGAGUUGCUGGAAGCCCCAGUCUCAUCGGCCUGAUAUCUGACCUCAUCAGAAGAGGAUAUGCAGAGUCGGAUCUCCUGACAUAUCGCAGUCUGGAGUACGCCGUCAUGACUUGUUCCUUCGUGGUGGCGAUUGGAGGCGCUUUCUUUUUGGCAACUGCACAUUUUAUAGAAAAGGAUCAUGAGAAGGCAAAAACAGAGUCUGAAGAAAAGGAUCAUGAGAAGGCAAAAACAGAGUCUGAAGACUAG